CAAUACAACAAUAAAAUUAUAUUAAAUCAAAUUUAAUUAAAAUAUAAAUGUCGACCUCGACAUCACUUUUACUUAAAAAAGGGACCUCAUGCGCUACAGCUCACAUGACAUUUUUACUAAAAUUUUAUUUGUAGCAUAUUAUCUAAAAUAGAAAAAUCAUGGGAGUGAAUAAUAGUAAGCGAUUAGCUGCAAAAUGCUCGUUUUUAUCCAAAGAUGAACAGGUUAUUGUUAGUCAAUCGUUUCGACUUGUCAGUAAGAAUUCAGAGAAAAUUAAAGAAGACGAUUUAGUUAAAUUAUGGGGACCUCAAAUGGAUAGCCGUUUAAUGCAAUAUAUAACAAAUUAUUUAUUUGGUCGUGCUACAAAUCGACAACAAACUGUGGAAUUUGAGAAAUUUGCUGAAAUGUAUGUGUUUUGUAUUCGAGGCACGGUGGAUGAACGUUUACAAGUAUUACUAAAAUGUCUAGGAAAAAAUGAUAUUGCUGAUCCAUUUGAUGUUACGUACAUUUUAGUUAAAGAGUUUGUAGAAUCAAUUGUAUCAACAUUUAUGAAAAUACAAAAAAUUUCAAAUACAAAACAGUAUCAAUCAUGGAUAUCACGUGGAUCAUUUUCAUCGCCACAAAAUGUACAAAAGUUUGCUGAAAGUUUAACACAUGAAUUAGCAAUAAAUACACAAACAAUUACUGAAAGUGAUUUAAGUAAAUGGAUUGGUAGUUGUACAAUUUUAGGAAUAUUAUUACAGCAUGUAUUUAAUCAUUUGUAUCAUAUAACACAUAAGGAGAAAGAAAAGGAUAAAGAUAAAUCGCAAGGCACAGCAUAUUAUUCACCAGAUGAGACACACGAAAUAAGUAUAUGUGAUCGAGAAAAAAAUCUAAUACCAUUUUGUCGUGGAUUGGAUUUAAUACCAUCAUAUCCAAGUUUAUUGGAUUUAAAUCAAUUAGUUUUUAUAAAUGCAAAUUUACCCGCAAAAUACCGUUACGAAUGGCGUUUUUUAUUUUCAAGUGAAAUACAUGGUGAAUCAUUUUCAACUUUAAUAGGAAGAAUAAUAAAUCAAGGGCCUUCAGUGUUAAUAAUCGAAGACAAAAAUGGUUAUAUGUUCGGUGGUUUUGCACCUGUAUCAUGGAAUUUAAGUCCAAAAUGGGUUGGAGACGAUUCUAGUUUUCUAUUUACAUUGACACCAAAAAUGAGAAUAUUUCCAAGUACUGGAUAUAAUGAUCAUUAUCAGUAUUUAAAUUUAAAUCAACAAACAAUGCCAAACGGAAUGUGUAUGGGUGGACAAUUUGAUUAUUGUGGAUUAUGGUUAAAUAGUGAAUACGGCUUAGGACAUACUAGUGAGAGUUGUACAACGUACAAAGGCUAUACGCAAAUGUCAUAUCAAAAAGAGUUUAAUUUUAGUCAUUUAGAGGUGUGGGGCUUGGAAAAUCCAGCAGCUUCUGAAGAUGAUGAUGGAACGAAAGUAGGAAGUAUACUUGAUAAUGUUGAACAGCAAUCCUUUUUGGAAAUGGCUGGAAGAACAAUUCACAGUGAUGGAAUGCGGGAACCACCUCCUGAAUAAGAUUAAUUCUCAAUUUAAACAAUUCACACAACUGAAAUUUAGGAGAACGAAUAUUAUAUAGUCGCUUAAAAAUAUUUCAUAUAAAUCCCUGCUACCUAGAGCCCUUUAUUUAUUUUCAAUUUAUGGUCAACUUAUUAAUAGGUUUAGUAGAGAUUAAGGCUGAUUUUAAGUCAAAUAUAAAGUGACAAAUUUGCAAUAUUAAAAAACAAUUAUAACGUAGAACAAUUCUCGCUAACUUUUUAAUAGGGUAUUAUCGUUAGUCAAAAAUAA
Messenger RNA from Chrysoperla carnea, 1823 nucleotides. Its product is annotated as MTOR-associated protein MEAK7. NCBI's taxonomy places the organism in Eukaryota, Metazoa, Arthropoda, Insecta, Neuroptera, Chrysopidae. The coding region runs from base 159 to 1553 and encodes 464 amino acids. The transcript has 8 exons. The record is from RefSeq and is a predicted model, not a curated record.